AUGACUACCAUUCGUAGGGGUUGGCCAGAAGGAAAAGAUCGGCUGAAUCCAGUGCUGGCAUCAUAUCACCCAUUUCGAGAUGAUUUAGUGAUAGAGGGUGGAGUUAUCUAUCGUAGAGAUAGAUGUGUAAUUCCUCCUUCUAUGCUAGCUUUCACACUAGCGCGUAUACACAUGUCACACAUGGAAAUUGGAGGGUGUGUCCGGAGAGCCAAAGAUUGUGUGUUCUGGCCGAACAUAAACUCCGCCAUCAAGGAUUACGUCAGCAAAUGUGACAUCUGUAGACGGUAUGACCGGGCACAACCAAAGGAAACUCUGAAGUCACAUGAUAUACCAGAUGGGCCACGGAAACAGUUGGAACCAAUGGUCGAGACAACAUCGAAGGCAAUCAUUGGCAAGCUGAGACAGCAAUUUGCAAGGCAAGGGAUACCCCUUUCUUUGCUAACAGGCAAUGGUUCUCAGUUUGUGAGCAAGGAGGCGUGUCAAUUCAGUAACAAAUGGGAAUUGGAACAUAGGACCUCAAGUCCCUAUUACCCACAGAGAAAUGGUAAAGCGGAGAGUGCUGUAAAAGUGGUAAAGCACCUAAUUGUAACAGGAGUAGACUACAUUGCGCAUGCGUAG
Messenger RNA from Corticium candelabrum, 618 nucleotides. RefSeq lists its product as uncharacterized. Lineage: Eukaryota; Metazoa; Porifera; Homoscleromorpha; Homosclerophorida; Plakinidae. Gene Ontology annotation, molecular function: nucleic acid binding. The record is from RefSeq and is a predicted model, not a curated record. Bases 1 to 618 code for a protein of 205 amino acids. Gene Ontology annotation, biological process: DNA integration. The transcript has 2 exons.